Messenger RNA from Eupeodes corollae, 865 nucleotides. RefSeq lists its product as uncharacterized. The record is from RefSeq and is a predicted model, not a curated record. NCBI's taxonomy places the organism in Eukaryota, Metazoa, Arthropoda, Insecta, Diptera, Syrphidae. The coding region runs from base 207 to 443 and encodes 78 amino acids. The transcript has a single exon.
UUAAACAAUUGAAAUAGUAAUUGUAAGCAUGCGUUGAUCGAUUUCAUUUUCAUCUUGUCCAGCAACAGCUUGUGUCAGCAUUACCUGAUAAUUAAUGCAAAUCUUCCACUCAAUAUGAAUAGUUUAGUGUCCAUUUUAAUUAUUGGCCGUAGUAUAAAAGCGUAUGGUCAUUUCCUUUGUUGAUCCAUUCAAAAGCUGAAUCUUAAAUGGCUGAUACUCAACCAAAACAAAAUCCUUCGGAUAAUAACGAACCAAACACAGAAAAGCAAUUAUUUUUCGACUCGAAGUUGUUUCGAUGGAUCACAUUAAUUUUAUAUUUAGGAGGUGUGAGCGGUAUGGGAAUGGUAUUAUCAUUUUAUUAUCUGUUUUUCUUUGAUUCUACAAUGCCAGAAAUAUACUUACGAUUUCCUGUUACCAUAGACACAAAUCAGCCAACUAAUUAAGAAGACACAAAAGCUGUAACAUAUAUUGUAAUGUAAGUUUUAUUCAGUACUUUUAUUUUCUGUAUAUGGUUAGUUCUAGUAUCUUAUAGAAGUAGUUAGCGUUAUUAAUAAUUAAUUUAACAUAUUAGUUAUUAUUUAGUGUAUCUAUAUGCGUAAUAAAGGUAUAUAUGUAUAAGUAUUAGAUUAAAUGUGAAUAAAUAUUCAUAUUGUUAUGUGCAAAGAUUAAAAACUGGUUACUUAUUAAUACAUAGAUUCUAUGUUGUACUUAAUGUGUCCAACCCUAUCACUGAAUCAUUACAAUAACGUUAUAAUACUGACAUUUCAAAACGAAAUUCAAAAUCAUUUUAAAUAACGGUUUCUUAAACGUACCAAUAGAUUUUUCUUACACAAAAACAAACGACCAACGUCUUGGCUGGCUUGGC